Messenger RNA from Metarhizium album ARSEF 1941, 906 nucleotides. RefSeq names its product Mitochondrial carrier domain protein. The transcript has 4 exons. Gene Ontology annotation, biological process: phosphate ion transmembrane transport; malate transmembrane transport; succinate transmembrane transport. The coding region runs from base 1 to 906 and encodes 301 amino acids. Gene Ontology annotation, molecular function: malate transmembrane transporter activity; oxaloacetate transmembrane transporter activity; succinate transmembrane transporter activity. NCBI's taxonomy places the organism in Eukaryota, Fungi, Ascomycota, Sordariomycetes, Hypocreales, Clavicipitaceae. The record is from RefSeq and is a predicted model, not a curated record.
AUGGCCUCAUCGGCUCGAGAGCCGGCACCGGUCCGCAGGCUCACCAAGGAGGAGCGGGCUGAGCAGCGCAGAAAGAAGAGAGGACCUCCAAUUCGAUAUCCGUUUUGGUUUGGAGGGAGCGCAAGUAGCAUGGCAGCGUGUGUGACACAUCCCCUGGACCUGAUAAAGGCAUGUCUCAUUUCGCAGUCUUGCGUCGUGCGGUUACAGAUGCGCAAAGGCGACGCUCCCAAGUCCAUGAGCGGCACAUUCGUCCACAUCGUCAGGACGGACGGCCCCCUCGCAUUAUACAGCGGCAUAUCGGCCUCCCUCCUCCGCCAACUCACCUACUCGACUGUCCGGUUCGGCGUCUACGAAGAAAUCAAGUCGAGAUACACCAAGUCCGGCCGCGAGCCCACGUUCCCCGUCCUCACCGCCAUGGCCAUGACGUCCGGCUUCCUGGGCGGCAUCGCCGGCAACUUUGCCGACGUGCUCAACGUGCGCAUGCAGCACGACGCCGCGCUCCCCGCCAGCGAGCGCAGGAACUACAGGCACGCGGUCGACGGCAUGGUCCGCAUGGCGAGGGAAGAGGGCGCGCUCAGCUGGUUCAGGGGCUGGCUUCCCAACAGCAGUCGUGCGGCCGUCAUGACGGCCGGCCAAUUGGCCACGUACGACACCUUCAAGAGGCUGCUCAUCGACUACACUCCGCUGGGCGACACCCUGACGACGCACUUCUCCGCGUCCUUCCUGGCUGGGCUGGCGGCCGCGACGGCCACGAGCCCCAUCGAUGUCGUCAAGACGAGGGUCAUGUCGUCGACGCAGAAGCAGGGUGUUCUUCGAAUAGUGGGGGACAUUUACAAGACCGACGGUCUGGGAUGGAUGUUCAAGGGCUGGGUCCCCAGCUUCCUGCGCCUAGGGCCCGCGGGCUAG